This is a messenger RNA of Dacryopinax primogenitus, 1789 nucleotides long. RefSeq lists its product as uncharacterized. Bases 611 to 1621 code for a protein of 336 amino acids. The record is from RefSeq and is a predicted model, not a curated record. The transcript has 5 exons. NCBI's taxonomy places the organism in Eukaryota, Fungi, Basidiomycota, Dacrymycetes, Dacrymycetales, Dacrymycetaceae.
UCCUCGUGUCUCGGCGCGGGGAAGUGUUUGGCAACGUGGGCAGGCCCUCGUUGCUAACCACCGGGAAAGCGGACAGGCUCGGAGGCGGUGGUCGACCCUCGGAAAGCGAUGCGUGGGGUCGGGAACGGGUGGCAGUGCCGACUCACUCUGUUGCGGCCUUAGAGCGGCAUUUGCAACUGGGCCACGAACAAUUAAUCAAUUACGCUUGGCCUGGUAGUCUGCAGCAGUGCCUCGUGGACGUGCGGGGGAAGCGCUCCCUCCCUCUUCCAUCUGCGUACACCACCGCCGUAUCGACAUGACAACCUUCUCUCGUCGGGACCGGCGCAGGCUGUCUCGUCGGCGUGAAAUCGUGUGGUCUCGUGGCACCCUUACCUGCUGAAGCCGCUGCUUCGUACGCAGGCGCUUACCGCAUACAGCCGAUGAUGUCUGGCUGGUUCUACAAUGGACCGCCUCAGCCCACCAGUCCAUAAAACCCUGGCUGUUGAAGGCCUGAUGUCCUCAUUCCGCCCUCCUCCUCCUGCCUCGUCCUGUAAUUCGACAGAAGUUGUUCCCCGCCAUCGUCCUACGGCCCAAGUCCACGCACUCUCUCCCAUUAUUGCACCGGUCUGCAAUGCCUUCCCACCGUUCUAAUCAGAAGUCGCGGCAAGUAGCUGGCUCUACUCCUUUCAGGGUCAAGUACCUCUGUCCUCACCCCGAGUGCAAGAACAUGCAACCUCUCUCCUGCGGUUCCACCUACGCCCGGCACUACCGCUCCGCACAUCUUAGGCAGCGCCCGUGGCAUUGCACCUCUCCCCACUGCACAUUUGAUACUACGCGGAAGACGCUCCUUCAGCAGCAUUGGCUCCAUGCCCAUAAUGUCGUCGUUGUCCUGAACAAACGUCCUCGCGGUACCUUGCCCGUCGUUCCUGCCCCGACAGAGGUUGAGGUCGAUGAUUUUGACAACAUCAUCUUCCGGCGCCCGGCUAAGGCGCAUCGCUCCUGGUUUUCCCCACAGGCUCGCGAGCUCUCACCAAGCCACGAAGUCGCUCUGAUGGCGGGACAGCUCGUUCUCCGUGCACCGCCUGGCAGUCGUCGUCCCUCUCUUACCGUCGAGACUAACUCCGCCAUGGUUUUCUACAAGGCGCCCAUGGUCAUUCCCUCGGUGCCCCCGAUUCCAAGUUUCUCCGCCCCGAUUGCCUCAUGCAUGGCCCAGCUAGACCUGCAAGAAAUGUACGAUGGCGCCCUUCCCUACGCGGACUACUCGGGUUCGAUGGGUUCAGUUCCCUAUCCUGAGAACACAGUGUACAACUUGUACAUCGAGCGGAGCUCGAGUGUGCCAACCUUCUCGGCUUACGGCUCCGCCACCGCGGUGGAUAGUGCUGUGCCAUGGGCUGCAUGGAUCACACCGACGUCGAUGCCGGAUAAGCAGCCCUACUACACCAACUGGGACAUGCCAAUGACCAUCUCCACCAUGUCCCCCGACCACUAUACGGUCCACUCCACUCCUCUUACUCAGGCUUCCAGCCCCUCUAACUCUCCCACGCCGUUCCCUGAGGUCCUCGCCGACCAACCCGCGUUGGACCCCGAGCUCGAGAGCAUCCUGAAGGACUUCGACGGACUUAGGACAUUCGCUCACUUCUGAUGUUGCUCGUUCAUGUAGGAAGCGGGUAUCUGGGCGCGCUGCCACGAUUAGCAUCUGCAGAACGACCAGAUAUGAGUUGCACGACAACACAACGCCUCUCAACACGAUCUUCAUGAUUAUUUCAGAUUUUAAGGACUACAUAUCAUGGGCUUGCACAUGAGUGGGUGC